AUGUUGUUUCGCCGUGAUAAAAAAGACCAGCCUCCGCUGGCCGUAAACUCGGACUCAGCCUCGGCCUCGGCCCCGGCCACGGCCACGGCCACGAGCAACAGUCCUACUGACAAGAUAGAAGAGCCACAAGAAAAUACGAACCCGGUCAACGGAAAUCCAUCCGACGAAGAAGAGAUCGACUAUCCCACCGGUGUUCGUCUCGCCUUGGUCCUCAUCUCUGUCUUCGUAUCUAUGUUCCUCGUUGCCCUGGACCGACUGAUCAUCUCGACGGCCAUACCUGCCAUCACAGACGAAUUCCACUCCCUGCCCGACGUUGGAUGGUAUGGCUCAGCAUACUUGUUGACAACCUGCGCCUUUCAGCUCUUAUUCGGAAAGGUGUACACUUUCUUCCCCGUUAGAACUACCUUCCUGGCGACUAUCUUCCUCUUCGAAGCUGGCUCUGCCAUAUGUGGCGCUGCACCAAACUCGGUGGCAUUCAUCCUUGGGCGCGCAAUUCAGGGGGUCGGCUCAGCAGGAAUCUUUGGUGGGAGUAUAGUCAGCAUUGUCUAUUCCGUUCCUCUCCAUAAGAGACCACUGUAUCUAGGUUUCUUCGGCGCCGUUUUUGGUCUCGCUUCGGUUAUAGGUCCUCUCGUCGGCGGAGCGUUCACGUCAAACGUAACUUGGCGCUGGUGCUUUUACAUUAAUCUCCCGUUUGGAGGGAUUGCUAUGUUUGUAAUAGCAUUCCUAUUGCACGUACCCGAUAGAAAGACGACCAAGAUCCCGACGAAGGCAAAGCUCGCUCAGCUAGAUGCAAUUGGCACGACUCUCCUCAUUCCCGGUGUCGUCUGCCUUCUUCUCGCCCUGCAGUGGGGAGGCUUGACAUAUGCUUGGAGUAAUGGCCGUAUAAUAGCCUUAUUAACUCUUGGGGUCGCGCUUUUCAUCGGUUUCGCGGCCGUUCAGGUGAUAAUGCCGAAGACGGCCACUAUUCCCCCGCGCAUUUUCAACCAACGAUCGAUCCUUGCUGGAAAUUGGGCAACCACUUGUAUCGGCGCUAGCAUGAUAGUGUUUGUAUAUUUUCUGCCCAUUUGGUUCCAGGCUAUCAAGGGAACUACGGCCGUCGAUUCAGGUAUCCGUCUUCUUCCAAUAACCCUUUCGAUGGUCGUUGCGUCCAUCACGAAUGGCAUAUUCGUGUCGAAGCUGGGAUAUUACACUCCGUCCAUGAUCAUCGGCACAGCAUUGAUGUCUGUGGGCGCUGGCCUCCUGACAACGCUGCAGCAAGACACGACGACGGGCAAGUGGAUCGGUUACCAGAUCCUUUUUGGUUUCGGAAUGGGCAUGUGUUUCCAAGCUCCAAACCUAGCAGCGCAGACAGUUCUUCCAACAAGGGAUGUUCCCAUUGGCACCUCUCUGGUGUUUUUCUGCCAACUCCUAGCCGGCGCGAUUUUCCUCUCUGUCGGGCAAAACGUACUUGAUAACCAACUCCUUAGCCGACUUUCGGGUCUUCCUGGGUUCGAGCCGUCUAUGAUCGAAGAUAACGGCGCCACCACUCUAAGUUCAUCUCUCCCAGCUGAACUCCUCCCUACAGUGCUAGUAGCUUAUAACGAGGCCUUACGUCAAGUCUUCAGGCUUGGCUUAUGCUUAUCAUGUCUCACCAUGUUAGGCUCGGUGUGUAUGGAAUGGAGAAGUGUAAAGGAGAAUAAACCCAAAGCUCCGUCGGACCCUGAGAGCAAUGUUGACUCCGCGCAAGGGAUAAAAUCAGACGGAGAGACAUUAGCUGAGAAAGCCGAAGGCCCAAUGAGCGAGCCCCCUAUCACUAGCGAGUCGCCAAUUGCCAAGAACGACUCGUAA
Molecule: messenger RNA, 1827 nt
Organism: Annulohypoxylon truncatum
Lineage: Eukaryota; Fungi; Ascomycota; Sordariomycetes; Xylariales; Hypoxylaceae
Product: putative MFS aflatoxin efflux pump
Exons: 6
Coding region: 1-1827 (608 amino acids)
Biological process (GO): transmembrane transport
Molecular function (GO): transmembrane transporter activity
Source: RefSeq, a predicted model, not a curated record